AUGUACCGGUACCUGCCCGGGGCCGGAACCGAUACCGGUAUAUAUAUCGGAGCUUUCGUUCGCCACUUGCACUUGCCAGCGGAUGGUAGUGGUGACAAUGUCCAUCGGCGACGAGGUACGGACGGGGAGCUCCUGCCGCAGGACGACAUCGCCGGGUUGACGCGCGUGCUCGCCGCCUCGCUGGUUGCCGCCACCCUCGUGAUCUGUGCGCGAAGACUGUACGUGCGGAAGUUCGUCGUGAAGUGGUUUGGGCUGGAUGAUUGGAUGGUGGUCGUCGCGAUGACCUUCGUCUGCCUCUUUGGUACAUUGAGUGUCGUCAUCACCUACUAUGGCAUGGGCAAACAUUUCUGGAACGUCUCCCCGAGAGAUUUAGCGGUCUUGUUCAAGAUCGACUACGUAGCGCACUGCAGCUACCUCUACAUCUCACUCUUCAUCAAGAUCAGCCUGCUAGUCUUCCUGAAGCGCUACUUCCCGGACGAGUACAUCCAGCGCACCAGCCGGGGACUGAUAAUCUUCCUGACGGUAUUCACCGUCAGCAGCGAGCUGGCAAUAGCCUUCCAGUGCACGCCGGGGUUGACGAUGUUCGUGACGGACGUGGUGAUACCGGUGUUGCCGAUGCAGCCGCUGUGGAGGCUGCGGGUGCCGCUGCGGGAGCGCCUGCCGCUGAUGGGAUUGUUUUUGCUGGGAGCCGUGGCCUGCGCAGCGAGUCUGAUACGCUUCACGACGCUGGUGUAUACCAAAGACGAGGUCGACGGGACUUACUUGAUGGCCAAGAGCGCCAUCUGGGCAAACGUCGAGUUCUGCUUCGGACUGGUCGCCGGCUCGAUACCGAGGAAGAAGAAGGACGGGGAGCCGGGGGUGGGGCUGCGGGUGGCCGCGUGGAUGCAUCGUCCUCCUCCGCUGCCGCCGCCGCCGCCCGCUGGUGUACUAGACACACAUACAAAGACGUACGGUCGCGGACUGGAUGCGGAUGCGGAUGCGGAUGCGGAUGCGGAAUAG
Tricharina praecox is the source of this 999-nucleotide messenger RNA. RefSeq lists its product as uncharacterized. Bases 1 to 999 code for a protein of 332 amino acids. The record is from RefSeq and is a predicted model, not a curated record. The transcript has 8 exons. Lineage: Eukaryota; Fungi; Ascomycota; Pezizomycetes; Pezizales; Pyronemataceae.